CAACGAGCUGUUACGCACGCUUUUCAGCGUGCUCGUUCACGUCGGGGAGCGAGCACGCCAUUGAAACUAUUCUGCACUUGUGGGCAGAGAGAAGCGGAGUACGACGAGUGAUUGAGCAGCGCACAUGGCGGAGUGGAACACCUUCUACCGCAAUGAGGAGGACGAGGAGGACCAGGAGGAAGGAGAGCAGUCUGGGGAUUACAAGGCCACAGGGAGAGACAGUUUGGUCUUUUUGGUUGAUGCCUCCAAGGAAAUGUUCAUCAAAGGAGAAGACGGACAGCCCUCCAACUUUGACAUGACCAUGCAGGUUGUGCGCAGUGUGUACGCCAGUAAGAUCAUCAGCAGUCACAGGGAUCUGAUGGCGUUGGUUUUCUACGGCACGGAGCAGAGCAAAAAUCCCAGGAACUCCUUUAAGCAUGUGUACGUGUACCACGACCUGGACGAACCCGGUGCAAAGCGAGUGCAGGACGUGGACGCUCUGCGGGGGGACAAAGGGGCCCAACUAGCGGCGGAGACCAUGGGCAGCGGGGAGACGUCGUUGGGCGACGCCCUGUGGUGCUGCGCCAACCUCUACAGCGACAUCAAGCUGCGCCUCUCGCACAAGCGGCUCAUGAUCUUCACCUGCAGGGACGAACCACACGGGAGCGACGGCGCGAAAGACCGUCAGGCUCGCACCAAGGCGGGCGACCUCAAGGAGACCGGCGUCGUCGUCAAUUUGAUGCAUCUGAUGAAACCGGGCGGCUUCGACGUGGCGACAUUCUUUCGGGACGUCAUAAGUCCACCCGAGGAUGAGAGCGAGUUGGGGCUGCAGCUGGAGCCUUGUGACAAACUGGAGGACCUCAAGAAGAGGGUGCGAGCCAAGGAGCAGAAGAAGAGAGCCAUGGCCAGGAUGAACCUGUGCCUCGGCGAGGGUCUAAAUGUAGCCGUCGGAAUAUACGCAACCGCCGUGACGGCGCGGAAACCAGCUCCCAUCAGGCUUUACAGGGAAACCAACGAACCGGUCCGCAGCAAAACCCGAACCUUCCACACUCAGACGGGCAGCCUGCUGCUGCCCAGUGAGAUAAAGAAGUCCCAGGUGUAUGGUAAAAAACAGAUAGUUAUGGAGAGGGACGAGGUGGACGCCAUCAAGAAGUUUGAAGAUCCUGGAAUGUCUCUCAUCGGAUUCAAACCGAUGGCCAAGCUGAAACGUCACCACCACAUCCGCCCCGCCGUCUUCCUCUACCCCGAGGAGGACGAAGUGAAAGGCAGCGCGUGUCUCUUCUCCGCCUUGUUGACAAAGUGCAGCGAGAGGAACGUGUUCGCGUUGUGCCGCUGCGUCGCUCGCCGGAACUUCCCGCCUCGAUUUGUCGCACUGGUGCCUCAGAAAGAGGAGGUCGGCGAGGGGAAAGUACAGAUUUCACCUCCAGGUUUCCACGUCAUCUAUCUGCCGUACGCUGACGACAUGCGGACUCUGGAUCCUCCCCAGUUCCCCACAGCCUCACAAAGACAGGUGGACAAGAUGAAGGAGAUUGUCUCCAAGCUGCGCUUCAAAUACAGGAGUGAUGCGUUUGAGAAUCCAGUCAUCCAGCAGCAGUACAGGAACCUGGAGGCCCUGGCUCUGGAUAUGAUGGCUCCAGAGGACAUCGACGACCUCAUCAUGCCAAAGGUGGACCAGAUCGACAACCGCCUGGGUCCUUUGGUUCAGGAGUUUAGGGACCUGGUCUACCCGGACGGCUACAACCCCGAGAACAAAGCAGCUGCCAAACGCAAAACCGCUGACACCGGAGGAGGAGCGGAGAAGAAGCCCAAAGUGGAGGUGGCAGAAGACGAGCUGCGGGCCCACGCGCAGAACGGCACCCUGGGAAAGCUGACUGUGCCCGUGUUGAAGGACGCCUGUAAGCGGUUUGGGGUUCGCACCACCGGGACCAAGAAGCAGGAGCUGAUAGAUGCUCUGAUUGCCCAGCUGGGAAAAUGAGGAGUUGAACGUACAACUCGAUGUAAAAAAAAAAAAGUUAAAAAAAAGAACAUACUCGACUGCUUUGAAUGCAGCAAAUGCGGUGAUCUGCUGAAAAGCAGGAUACAAAUUUUUUACUCGCAAUGCUGCCUGUGAAAUUUGGGUACAGCCGAAAAACCGUUUCCUAAAAAACAAGAGUCCUGUUGUUUCUUCUUCUAUGAGGAAACGUGCCUCGGUGCUGGUGUUUGUGUUUUCCAAACCCACAUUACAUGAAUAAUGUUUGAAUGUAAAGGAACAAGUCAGUUUCUUUGUGAGCGGGACUUCUCAAACCUGCUUUGUGUGAGUUUGUAUUCACUGAACAGUAAACACAGUCAGAAGAAGAAGGCCGUUACCUGUGUGGACGACUGUUGAUCAUUUUGCAUUGUGGUUAAUAAAACUAAACCCUUUUACA
Messenger RNA from Gasterosteus aculeatus aculeatus (three-spined stickleback), 2384 nucleotides. RefSeq names its product X-ray repair complementing defective repair in Chinese hamster cells 6 (gene xrcc6). The record is from RefSeq and is a predicted model, not a curated record. Gene Ontology annotation, molecular function: DNA helicase activity; double-stranded DNA binding; telomeric repeat DNA binding. Gene Ontology annotation, biological process: double-strand break repair via nonhomologous end joining; telomere maintenance. Gene Ontology annotation, cellular component: Ku70:Ku80 complex; nucleus. Lineage: Eukaryota; Metazoa; Chordata; Actinopteri; Perciformes; Gasterosteidae.